Messenger RNA from Hemiscyllium ocellatum (epaulette shark), 1160 nucleotides. RefSeq names its product YOD1 deubiquitinase (gene yod1). Gene Ontology annotation, biological process: protein deubiquitination; endoplasmic reticulum unfolded protein response. NCBI's taxonomy places the organism in Eukaryota, Metazoa, Chordata, Chondrichthyes, Orectolobiformes, Hemiscylliidae. Gene Ontology annotation, cellular component: nucleus; cytosol. Bases 15 to 986 code for a protein of 323 amino acids. The record is from RefSeq and is a predicted model, not a curated record. Gene Ontology annotation, molecular function: protein binding; cysteine-type deubiquitinase activity. The transcript has 3 exons.
UGUCCGUGGAGUGAAUGCUUGUUGUUUGUCGUUGUUUUGGGUGCAACUUCGGGUCCUGUCCUUUUUAUAGUAUCAUGCUACGUUUACGAUGUAAAGCAAAGAAUGGAACUCAUCUGAUGCAAGGACUGACUUCAGUAUCUAAUAUCCAAGAGUUAAAAGAUAAAGUGGAAGAGUUAACUGGAAUUCCAAGUGCACUGCAAAAAAUCAUGGUGGGAUUUCCUCCAUCCAGUCUAGAUCUUCGGAAUGGAGAACUGCCUCUCAAAGAUUGUCCUAUCAAAUCUGGAGAUACUUUGAUUGUGGAAGAAGAAAGGGAUACUUUGAAGAUCAAAGUCUCAGUGUCGAACUUUAGUGCUAAAAGUUCAGAUAAAGAUACUUUCCCACGUCUGAUACGGCAUGUUGUGCCUGCAGAUAAUUCAUGUCUCUUCACAAGCAUCCACUAUGUGGUAGAAGGAGGUAUUUGUGAGCCAUCCUGUGCUCCAGAAAUGCGAAAUUUGAUAGCACAGAUUGUGGCAAGUGACCCUGAUUCCUACACUGAAGCUGUACUAGGAAAAUCUAAUGGGGAUUACUGCAACUGGAUUCGACAAGAAGACACUUGGGGAGGAGCCAUUGAAAUCUCUCUCUUAUCCAAGUUUUACCAAUGUGAAAUAUGUGUUGUGGACACACAAACUGUGCGAAUAGACCGGUUUGGAGAGGAUGUAGGUUACACAAAACGUGUCCUCCUGAUUUAUGAUGGAAUCCAUUAUGACCCAUUAGAACGACAAUUUGAAGAUCCUGAAACACCCCCACAAACCAUCUUCUCCACAGCAGAUGAUGUUGUGCUGGCCCAUGCCCUGGAGUUGGCAGAUGAAGCGAGAAGGAAACGACAAUUUACUGACCUUAAUAGAUUCACUUUGCGAUGUGUUGUCUGCCAAAAGGGACUGGUGGGUCAGGUAGAGGCUCGAGACCAUGCCAAAGAGACUGGGCACACCAACUUUGGGGAGAUAUGACAAUCAAAAUACUGUUACCUACCUCAUAUUCCUAAAAUGUACUGGGAUAAUUUAAUCCCUAGGAAUUAAAUUGAAUUUUAAGGAGUGUUUUUUUUAAAUCCUGGAUGAUUAAACCAUGAGCUGGUCAAAUUGUUGGUUGUUUGCAAAGGUCGGACCUCAUUCUUAAUUUUUCUG